Anneissia japonica is the source of this 1323-nucleotide messenger RNA. RefSeq names its product acidic fibroblast growth factor intracellular-binding protein-like. The coding region runs from base 79 to 1170 and encodes 363 amino acids. The transcript is spliced from 10 exons. The record is from RefSeq and is a predicted model, not a curated record. Gene Ontology annotation, cellular component: nucleus. Lineage: Eukaryota; Metazoa; Echinodermata; Crinoidea; Comatulida; Comatulidae.
GUAAACAAAAGAACAACCUAGAUGAUUGAUUACUAAUACUGUGUAUUUUGUGUAAAUUGAACUUUUUCCCAUCAAGAAAUGGGGGAUUCUGAGUUAUUAGUUUUCGUAGGUAACAUGACAUUUGUUGACACAGAUGUUUUUCAAUUAUGGCUGGAAGGAAAAGCAGUUAUUGAAGCUUCAAAUGUAAGAUAUAAAUCUGGAAAGUUUGCCAAAGUUCGAAUGCAGCACAUAGUCAGUGACAUCGAAGACAACUACAGAAACUUCAUGGCAAUUGAGAAAUAUCUCCGAAAUCCGCCUUCAUUAUCAAAUCAAGUUAUGUUCCAAAUACCACAAAGGACACAGGAGUAUUUAAUCCAAGAGUAUUAUAGUUUAAAUUCAUCUGUUGCCAGGGAGAUUCUAGGAAAAAAACUAUCAAGUAGACAUCGGAAAGACCUUGAUGAAGUCAGUGAGAAGACAGAUGUCACCCUGAAAAGUUGUCGAAGACAGUAUGAUAAUUUCAAGCGUGUUUUUAAGACAGUGGAAGAUAUGCAGGGUUCAAUGGUGAAAAAUAUCACAGAAAACUUUCUGCUUUCCAAAGAAUUAGCCAAGAAAUAUGCAGCUAUUGUGUUUUUUGCAAACAAUCGUUUUGAAACUGGAAAGAAACGUUUGGCAUUUGUUACAUUUGAUGAUUUUGUAUACUGUGCAGACAAAAUGAUAAACAAUUGGACUGUUGGGUCAGCAACAGAUUCUUCAGCCAAGGAAGAUCUUGAUGCAGAUUUUGACCGGGAUUUCCUUCGAGAUCUGCGAGAACUAAAGAUAUUAGGAGAGAAGGAUUGUAGUGAACAACACAGAAGCUUUGUCCGUAAUACAUUGAAAGGAAAAGUUUCAGAAACUGUAAUUUCACAAGUACAUGCAGAAUUCAGGAAUUUAACUAAAGCAAUCAUAAAUAUUGGCAGUAAUAUGAUCCAUUCAAAAGACUUAAGGGAUUUCUUCUUGGAUGUUGUAGAAAAGAUUAUAGAACCAUGCAAACAGGAUGGUUGGUCAGCUAAAGACAUGGCAGCUUUUUUGAAUGCAUACAAUAACAAUUGUAAACAUUUAGAAUGCUUUGGCAGACAACCCAAGUUGCAAAUGGUUCAAGAAAGAUACAUGGAUACUUUAACAAGCUGUAUCCUAAAGAUGUUCCACAACUAAAGAGACAUUGUGAUGUCAACCAAAUGUGAAUCAGCUACACCAAUCUCAACGUAUGACGUCAGCCAAAUCAGAAUUAGCUCCACCAAUCACGACGUAUGACGUCAGCAUGUUCGGUAGAAAUGUCAGCGAUACAGGCAUAAAUUUGGACUGAUU